Pelodiscus sinensis (Chinese soft-shelled turtle) is the source of this 4016-nucleotide messenger RNA. Lineage: Eukaryota; Metazoa; Chordata; Testudines; Trionychidae. The record is from RefSeq and is a predicted model, not a curated record.
AUGGCCUGCUUUUCAGAAGUACUCAGCAUCCAACUAUUGGGGACUUGUCAUCUGUUAAUCAAGCUGUAUCUUUGUGUUUGCAGUGUCUCCUGUGAUUAUUCACCUGGUGAUUUGGUUUGGGCUAAGAUGGAAGGGUACCCCUGGUGGCCAUGUCUUGUGUAUAACCACCCAACUGAAGGAACACUAGUCAGAGUGAAAGGAAAAUCUUCCCGUGUGCAUGUACAGUUUUUUGAUGAGAGCCCAACAAGGGGCUGGGUUAGCGUUAAAUACUUAAAGCCAUAUAAAGGGUCAGCAGUUAAGGAAACAGAGAGGGGAGGUAUGUUUUAUAGUUCAAAGCCUGAAAUUAAGAGAGCAAUGGAAAUGGCAGAUGAUGCUAUGCGCAAAGAUAAAACUAAGCGGCUUGAACUGGCAGUAUGCAAUGAACCUUCAGAUGCUGAAGAUGAGGAAGAGAUGGAGGUUAGUGAAAGUGCUUCUGGCAACAGUGAAGAUUAUGAUAGCGAGGAUGAGGAGAGAAAAAAAAAGCUGCUGGGAAGCAAGUGGAGAAGUGGCGGGAAAGCUAAAAAACGAAGAGUGUUGGACUCCGACAGUGAUAAUGAAGGUUCAGAUGAAGAGUUUAAGCCAGAUGCUAAAGAUGAAGCAAGCAGUGAUGAAGCAAGCAGCAGACUGGAGGAAGGUGAAUCUGCCAGCUCUGAGUCAGACACAAAGAUGGAUACAGAUGGUUCUGUGAAAGUCCCUUCUAAACGAAAGAGAGAAUCUGACUUCAAGCCCACUAAAAGGAACAGCUUGGAAAAGGACCUUCCUGAAACACCAAAAAGAGCGGUAACUAUUUCAUUAGAAAUCAAGUCAAGGCUUACCUCUUUUGUAGCACCUGAAAACUUUGAGUCUCAGCCAAAUGUUAGCAGUGGAGGAGUUAGUAGUUCUAAUAUAUGGGAACAUGAUAAACUUGAAUGGCUUCAGGAAGGGAAAAAAAGAGAUGGAUGUAGAAGACGGCAAACUGAUCCUCAUUAUGACCCAGGUACCCUUUAUGUGCCAGAUGACUACCUUAACAAGUGUACCCCAGGAAUGCGGAAGUGGUGGCAGCUAAAGUCUCAAAACUUUGAUGCUGUAAUCUUCUACAAAGUUGGGAAGUUCUAUGAGUUGUAUCAUAUGGAUGCAGUCACUGGUGUAAAUGAGCUGGGACUGAUAUUUAUGAAAGGUAUUUGGGCCCAUUCAGGUUUUCCAGAAAUUGCAUUUGGCAGAUUUUCUGAUGUUCUAGUACAAAAGGGGUACAAAGUAGUCCGGGUUGAGCAGACAGAGACUCCUGAGAUGAUGGAAGCACGCUGCAGAUCCCUGGCCCACCCAACGAAGUUUGACAGGGUUGUACGCAGAGAAAUAUGCAGGAUAAUUACCAAAGGAACACAGACCUAUGGUGUUCUGGAUGGUGAACCUUCUGAGGAACUUAACAAAUACCUUCUCAGUGUAAAAGAAAAAGUUGAAGACUCAUCUGGGCACUACCGUGCAUAUGGUGUCUGUUUUGUUGACACAUCAGUGGGAAAAUUUUCUGUGGGCCAGUUUCCAGAUGACCGCCACUGCUCAAGAUUCAGAACUUUGGUGGCACACUACACUCCUGUGCAGAUCCUGUUUGAGAAGGGAAAUCUGUCUGCUGACACCCACAAGAUACUAAAGGGCUCACUGUCGUCUUCCAUGCAAGAAGGCUUGAUCUCUGGCACCCAGUUCUGGAAUGCAUCUAAAACAUUGAAAACUCUAAUUGAAGAGGGAUACUUUGAGGAUAAGCAAAAUGUUGAUAAUGGGUUUAUUUUGCCUCCUGUGAUCAAAUCUAUCACAUUAGAAAGUGACUCUAUCCUGGGUCUUGCUCCUGCCGAAAACUGUGGGUUAGCUCUGUCAGCUCUUGGUGGAUGUGUCUUUUACCUCAAGAAAUGCCUUAUUGAUCAGGAGCUUUUAUCUCUGGCAAACUUUGAGGAGUAUGUUCCUGUGGAUAUUGAUGUUACAAAAGCUAAGGGAUCAAACAGUUUUUUUGCUAAAACUAAUCAGCGGAUGGUGUUGGAUGGGGUGACGCUAACAAACUUGGAAAUCCUGCAGAAUGGAACUACUGGCACUACAGAAGGCACAUUGCUGGAAAAGAUUGACACUUGUUGUACCCCUUUUGGAAAGCGACUCUUGAAACGGUGGAUAUGUGCACCCCUCUGUAAUCCACAUUCUAUCAAUGAUCGUUUGGAUGCAAUUGAAGAUCUUGUGGCAGUUCCUGAUAAAAUGUUUGAAGUUAGUGAAUGCCUGAAGAAACUUCCAGACCUUAAAAGGCUCCUGAACAAAAUUCACAGUAUUGGAUCACCACUUAAAAGUGAUACUCAUCGAGACAACAGGGCUAUUUUUUAUGAAGAAACCAGAUACAGCAAAAAAAAGAUCACUGACUUCUUGUCUGCACUGGAAGGAUUUAAGAUAAUGCUUGAGACCAUAGAGAUUAUGGAAGAAAUUGCUGCUGAUUUCAGAUCUAAAAUACUUAAGCAGUUAGUCACCCUCAAGUCUAAAAAUCCAGAGGGCUGUUUUCCAGACCUGAGUGCAGAACUGAAAAGAUGGGAUACUGCUUUUGAUCAUAAUGAGGCUCGAAAGACUGGAGUGAUCACACCUAAGGCUGGAUUUGACCCAGAUUAUGAUACAGCAUUAAAGGAUAUUACAGACAUUGAAGAGAAACUUCAGGAAUAUUUAGUUAAACAACGCAAACGACUUGGACUCAGAGCUAUGCUGUAUUGGGGAGCAGGCAAAAACCGCUACCAAAUGGAAAUCCCAGAAAAUGCAAUAUCACAUAAUUUGCCUGAGGAAUAUGAACUGAAGUCCACCAGAAAGGGUUAUAAACGUUAUUGGACCAAGGAGAUAGAGAAGAUGCUGGCAGAGAUGGUCAAUGCUGAAGAACGGAGAGAUGCAGCCCUGAAAGACUGUAUGAGGAGACUGUUCUACAACUUUGAUAAAAAUAGCAAGGACUGGCAAACAGCAGUGGAAUGCUUUGCUGUAUUAGAUGUCUUGAUGUGCCUUGCUCGCUAUAGUCAAGAGAGUGAUGGACCAUUCUGCCGACCUGUACUUCUACUGCCAGAACUGAGUACUCCACCUUUCUUGGAACUUAAAGGUUCACGCCAUCCAUGCAUUACAAAAACAUUUUUUGGAGAUGAUUUUAUUCCGAAUGAUAUUGUGAUUGGCUCCAAAAAUGAAGAUGAAGACUGCAAUAGUGAAGCCUACUGUGUUUUAGUGACUGGCCCAAACAUGGGUGGCAAAUCUACAUUAAUGAGACAGGCUGGCCUUUUGGUAAUAAUGGCUCAAUUGGGAUGCUAUGUACCUGCUGAAACUUGCAGGCUUACUCCUAUUGACAGAGUAUUUACAAGACUAGGUGCCUCGGACAGAAUUAUGUCAGGAGAGAGUACCUUUUUUGUUGAACUGAGCGAGACUUCCAGUAUACUCCAGCAUGCAACAGAGCAUUCCCUUGUGCUUGUGGAUGAACUAGGUAGAGGGACGGCUACUUUUGAUGGUACCGCUAUAGCAAGUGCAGUUGUUAAAGAACUUGCAGAAAAUAUAAAGUGUCGUACACUGUUUUCAACACACUAUUAUUCAUUAGUAGAGGACUAUUCACAUAGUGCUGCUGUGCGACUAGGCCAUAUGGCCUGUAUGGUUGAAAAGGAGAAUGAAGAUCCAAGCCAAGAAACUAUUACAUUCCUUUAUAAAUUCAUUAGAGGAGCUUGUCCUAAAAGCUAUGGCUUCAAUGCAGCAAAACUUGCUAAUAUUCCAGAGGAAAUUAUCCAGAAAGGCCAUAAAAAAGCCAGAGACUUUGAGAAAGUUACACUUUCACUGAGACUGUUUAGGCACCUUUGCCUGGUGGCAGAAAAUGCAGGAAGAGAUAAAGCUGUACAUAAACUGAUGACUGCGUUCAAUAAUCUGUAAGAUACAGUAACAAGUGGCAACAUGGUGGUUCUCUCACAAAGGUGGUUUGCAGACAACAUUAUGCUCUAAUAAACUUUAUUUUUUAAAAAUGA